Messenger RNA from Striga hermonthica, 438 nucleotides. The record is from the annotation of a GenBank genome assembly. NCBI's taxonomy places the organism in Eukaryota, Viridiplantae, Streptophyta, Magnoliopsida, Lamiales, Orobanchaceae.
AUGUCGGGACUUAUUGGUGUUACAGAUCCUUCUAUUGAGGAGGAAGAGGGUAGAAAAGCUCUUGAAAUUGGCAUAUCGGUUUCGGAUAAGCAUCUUGAUCUUUUGAGGCCAUCCGCUCGAUAUUAUUCCAUAUUCAAAGGAAAAGCAAUGGAUAGCACGGAUCGUGAAAAGGGCAAGUAUAGUCUUAUUAGAGGUGAGGAUGACACUCCACUGGGGUUAUACGAUAAACCGCUUCCAUGCUUUGGCUGCGGAAUUGGAUGGUUCUCUUUUCUCUUGGGUUUCUUGUGCCCGUUAAUGUGGUAUUACGCUACAAUCUUAUACUUUGGGAAUUAUUACCGCAAGGAUCCUAGGGAGCGAGCUGGACUUGCUGCUUCUGCUAUUGCUGCCAUGGGGUGCUCUGUCAUAUUGUUGAUCGUUGUCUUGGUUUUGAUUUUCUAG